Messenger RNA from Selaginella moellendorffii, 2448 nucleotides. Its product is annotated as protein DENND6A. The transcript has 3 exons. Lineage: Eukaryota; Viridiplantae; Streptophyta; Lycopodiopsida; Selaginellales; Selaginellaceae. Bases 292 to 2298 code for a protein of 668 amino acids. Gene Ontology annotation, cellular component: recycling endosome. The record is from RefSeq and is a predicted model, not a curated record. Gene Ontology annotation, molecular function: guanyl-nucleotide exchange factor activity.
ACGCGGCAACAGGAUCGCGACGAGCCACAGUGUCUAGCAUUCUCUUUUGAGGCGCCAGCGCGAAGAUUAAAAGAUUUUCUCGUCCACUGGGCCAUCGAUCAAUCGCCGCCGCGGCAGCGCGCAUUCCAUCGAGGUGAGCUGGAAAUCCAUCGCUGCCAGGGUUCUUAUCCCCUUCCUCGCUAGGGAUCCUCCAUUUCGAGGCCCCAAUGCAGCUCCUCCACGCGAUUAGGGCUCUCGGACAACGCAUUUCCGCUCGGCAUUGGAGCUCGCGUCGAUGAUACUCCGGCGGCGAUGGAUCGCAGCUCCUCCUUUCCAGCUCGCAAGCUGGAGCACGAUUCCGGCGGCGACGCGGCGGCGGCGCCAUCGCUGGAGCACUGGCUGGUGGGAUUUUGCACCAUCAGGUUCGAUUUAGAACAGGGACAGGUUGUGGAGGAAUGCUACCCGGCCGGGGCUUUGAGCCAGGAGGAAGAGCUCGACGUGGCCUUCAGCUCCUUUCCAGACUCCAUGGCCAACUCUCGAGCAAGCAAAGAUUUUGGAGUGCACGACACAGUCUUCUUCUUUCGGACGCAACGACGUGGGUUGCCACUCGAGAACUCCAUCUCUAGGCGCAGCAGCUUGACAAGAUCCACUUCCACGCUACCUUUCAAGGCCGAGGAUCAGGAUGGCGCUAGACUUUCGAUCGACUCGGAGGUUCUCAAGAAGAAGAGCAACGAGAAGAGCGUCGGCGUGAAUGGGACGGCGAUCAAUGGUCUCGGCAAAGGUGGGCAGAAGUAUCUCUACGGCUUCGUCUUCAACAGGCAGAGAUACGACGCAAAGCUCAAGCGAGGUGGCGAGCAAAAGUCGGUGCUGGUUCUGUCCGAGCUGCCGCUUUACUGCGUCUUCAAGCCGCUGGUGGAGCUCCUGGGGCCGCUCUACUUUGAGAACGGUGUGGCGGCGCUCGAGCAGGCCGCGCUACACAUGUCUCGCUGGCCGCGGCCGAGGUUUGGGACGAUGAUGGAACUCAUGCUCGGGAAAGUUGUGAUCAAGUCACAUCUUCCACCGCUUCACACGCUUCCGCCGGGGCCUGGAGCUUCCAGGGACGGGUUUACGAGCGCCAUGGCUCCCGUGUCGCCGUCGAACAGGUCGGUUCCUCAGAGUAUCUUCCACGACGUGAACCUCUACGGAGUUUUUAAGGGGCUCUUGGGGCAUCUCUGGACGCUCUGGGAGCUGCUGUUGAUAGGAGAGCCGCUGCUGGUGAUCUCUCCCACGCCUUCUCAGUGCUGCGAGGCUGUUGCGGGGUUGAUCAGCUUGAUCGCGCCUCUGCCAUGCAGCGUCGACUUUCGGCCGUACUUCACGAUCCACGAUCCGGGCUUCGCGUCGCUCAACUCAUGCACGGAGGAGGACAGGAUACCUCCGAUGAUCCUCGGCGUCACCAACGUUUUCUUCCUCAAGGCGCUCAAGAUGUUUCCUCACGUCCUCUCGGUGGGAGCUUGCGGGAGCUUGGACAGGAAGAAGGUGGCAGGCAAAGCAACGUCGCAGGGUCGCCUCCAAAAGCAGAUACAGCUCGUGAGGCGGCUCUAUCCAGCGAACUUGCUCGCCAGGAAAGAAGGACCGCUGUGUCUGAUGGGAGAGCACAGGGAAGCGCUGUGGACGACGCACAGCCCCGCGACCAAGGGAGAUGUCCAGGUUCUAAACAGGCUGGUGAACGCAGAGCCGUCACUUUGCAUCGAAGAAUCGACCUCGGUCGUCAACAAUGACGCCUUGAGGCGGCAUUUCCUGGAGCUCACCACAAACUUCCUGGCACCAUUCGGUCCUUACUUGCGAGCGAGCACUCCCCAGGAGGGAAUCUCGCCGUUCUUGGGGCCGCCGCCACUUCCACCGUUUGAUGCGUUGACGUUCCUGGAAGCUUUGGCCGGAAGAGGUCCCGGGAAGUUCUUGUCCAAGCGGUCGAACACACACUGGCUCAAUCUCUACAGGCAAUUCUUGGAAGGACCGAACUUCAUGCCUUGGUUCCAGAGGAGACGAGCUGUUGCCGAGCAAGAGCAACACCGUCUGUGGCGAGACGCCUGCAACAAAGCGGACGUUCGCGUGUUCCUCCGGAAGAUGACGGAGGUGGAAGUCGUCGAUUCGUUCAACGCUGUGGAGAGACACCUCGCGGAAGAAAUCGAGGUUUCCAGAGAGAGCGGCAUCGACUUUAACAAGACUAAUGCGUUUGAGAAGAUUACCGGCGAUCUAAAAGCCAUUUUCGAGUUCCUGCCGAAAGACCUCCAGGAGCUCAUGUACCUGAAUCCCCAGCGAGCAAAAUUCCUUCACUUAUAACACAGGAUCAAAUCGAUCAAAGCGAUGGAAGAAAGAAAGUAGUAAAAAGAGAAGAGGUCGUUCACUUUUUCCAAGUGGGGAUCACCAUAGAAUACACAGAAUGGACAGUGCAUUGGAUUAUAUCAGCAAAGUCUCUGGUGAUUGCUCACA